GUGGAGGGCGGAGCUAAGACGCACGCUUUCCGUGCAUAAAUUUAACCAAAACCUGUGCAGCUGCCCGGAACGCACGAGUCUUAACGUUAUUACUUCACAGCGAGACGUCAAAAAGCCAUCAUGUCUGACAAAAAGGCAGUGAUAAAGAAUGCAGACAUGUCUGAUGAAAUGCAGCAGGACGCAGUGGACUGUGCCAUGCAGGCUAUGGAAAAGUACAACAUUGAGAAGGAUAUCGCUGCCUAUGUCAAGAAGGAGUUUGACAAGAAGUACAAUCCCACAUGGCACUGCAUUGUUGGGAGGAACUUUGGCAGCUAUGUGACGCACGAGACGAAGCAUUUCAUCUACUUCUACCUGGGCCAAGUGGCCAUUCUGCUGUUCAAGUCGGGCUGAAAUCCAUACAUGCCCUCAUAACACUACUUUUAAUUCAGCCCUUAACACUUCUGUGCCAUGCUGUACAUUUGCUGCCGCCUUUCUGCAAACAUGCCUACCUCCUGGUUUCCUGCUUGCUUCAGUCUGUCAUUGUUUGCCACCUACAGCACCACCACCAUCAUUGGUGGAUGGUGCGCUAGCCUGGACUGGUGAUGUGCCACUAUAGAAAAUGCCAAUGUAAAACCACUUAAUCAUGCCAACACUCAGUCAGCAUCUGCACAUUUGACAGACUCCCCAUGAAUCAUAAUUUCCAGAUAUUAUUUCUGCUGUGCACUGAUGCACGGACCUUGUACGUUAUUUCAUAUGAAUUUGUUGUAUAAUAACUUAUUUUUCAAGAAAUUAAAACGAGCAACAAAGUUUUUGUUGAAAUGCCUUUAAUUUUCAGUGUCGACUGAGAUUGAAUAAAAAUGCCAAGUGUUGCUCACACUUAAUAAAGACUAUUACAUGCUAAGAGAUUGAAGCUUUUGUACAUGCUUGAACAUUCCUGUUUCCACUUGUGCUGUCAAAAUUUGUAACGUUACUGCUGUACAUCUCUGGAAUGUAAUUUAGUGUGCCCUUUGGUAUUGUGAUAUUUUCAACAUGUUGAUCACAAAACAACUUUGCGACAGUAAAUUGGAUCAAAAUAUGUCUGUGGCUAGUCUGUGUGUGUAUGCUUUCUUGAAUUUUAUAGUGUGACGCAGGAU
Toxotes jaculatrix (banded archerfish) is the source of this 1112-nucleotide messenger RNA. RefSeq names its product dynein, light chain, LC8-type 2b (gene dynll2b). Gene Ontology annotation, biological process: cilium assembly; microtubule-based process. Lineage: Eukaryota; Metazoa; Chordata; Actinopteri; Toxotidae. Bases 121 to 390 code for a protein of 89 amino acids. Gene Ontology annotation, cellular component: cytoplasmic dynein complex. The record is from RefSeq and is a predicted model, not a curated record. The transcript has 3 exons. Gene Ontology annotation, molecular function: dynein intermediate chain binding; dynein light intermediate chain binding.